Molecule: messenger RNA, 3621 nt
Organism: Pyrgilauda ruficollis (rufous-necked snowfinch)
Lineage: Eukaryota; Metazoa; Chordata; Aves; Passeriformes; Passeridae
Gene: ANO8
Product: anoctamin 8
Exons: 18
Biological process (GO): chloride transmembrane transport
Cellular component (GO): plasma membrane
Molecular function (GO): chloride channel activity
Source: RefSeq, a predicted model, not a curated record
GCGGCGGCCGCGGCGCAAGACGGAGAGCGGCCCCGGCGGGCCCCGGCCGCGGAGGAGCGAGCGGAACCGGCGGCCCCCACCGGAGUGCUGGAUAAACUCUUCGGGAAGCGGCUGCUCCAGGCCGGGCGCUACAUCAUGUCCCACAAGGCCUGGAUGAAAACGGUGCCCACGGAGAACUGCGACGUGCUCAUGACAUUCCCGGACAGCACGGAUGACCACACGCUGCUGUGGCUGCUGAACCACAUCCGCCUGGGCAUCCCCGAGCUGAUCGUGCAGGUGCGGCACCACCGGCACACGCGCGUCUACGCCUUCUUCGUCACCGCCACCUACGAGAGUUUGCUGCGCGGGGCGGACGAGAUGGGGCUGCGGAAGCCGGUGAAGGCGGAGUUCGGGGGCGGCAUGCGCAGCUUCUCCUGCGAGGAGGAUUACAUCUACGAGAACAUCGAGAAUGAGCUCGGCUUCUUCAGCUCCCAGGAGCGGCAGAGCAUCAUCCGCUACUGGCUGGAGAACCUGCGGGCCAAGCAGGGCGAGUCCCUGCACAACAUCCACUUCCUGGAGGGACAGCCCAUCAUCCCGGAGCUGGCGGCGCGGGGGGUGAUCCAGCAGCUGUUCCCGCUGCACGAGCAGAGGAUCCUCAAGCGCCUGAUGAAGUCCUGGGUGCAGGCGGUGUGCGAGGCGCAGCCCCUCGAUGACAUCUGUGACUAUUUUGGGGUGAAGAUCGCCAUGUACUUCGCCUGGCUGGGCUUCUACACCUCGGCCAUGGUGUACCCGGCCGUGUUCGGCUCCAUCCUCUACACCUUCACCGACAGCGACCCGACCAGCCAGGACAUCUCCUGCGUGGUCUUUGCCAUCUUCAACGUCAUCUGGGCCACGCUCUUCCUGGAGGAGUGGAAGCGCCGCGGCGCCGAGUUCGCCUACAAGUGGGGGACGCUGGACACGCCCGCCGAGUCCCUGGAGGAGCCCCGGCCCCAGUUCCGGGGCACCAAGCGGAUCAGCCCGGUGACCAGCGCCGAGGAGUUCUAUUACCCGCCCUGGAAGCGCCUCCUGUUCCAGAGCCUCGUCAGCCUGCCCGUGUGCCUGGCCUGCCUCACCCUCGUCUUCCUCCUCAUGCUCGGCUGCUUCCAGCUCCAGGAGCUGGUGCUCAGCAUCCAGGAGCUGCCGCGUGUCCUUCGCUUCCUGCCCAAAAUCAUCCUGGCCGUCAUUGUCACCGCCUGUGACGAGCUCUACAAGAAAGUGGCCUUGUGGCUCAAUGACAUGGAGAAUUACCGGCUGCAGAGCGCCUACGAGAAACACCUCAUCAUCAAAAUGGUCCUGUUCCAGUUCGUCAAUUCCUACCUGAGCCUUUUCUACAUCGGAUUCUACCUCAAGGACAUGGAGCGCCUCAAGGAGCUCCUGCUCAUCCUGUCCCUGUCGCAGAGCCUCGCGCGGCAGCUCCGGGAGGCUCUGCUCCCCUCCAUCUUCCUCCACCUCCACCUGUCCCUCAUCUUCCUCAGGCGCCUCCUGCGCUUUUGCUGGACCCUGGGAGUAUCCAAAAUGCUGGCCACGCUGCUGCUGACGCGGCAGUUCCUGCAGAACGUGCGCGAAGUGUCGCAGCCGCACCUGUACCGGCGCCUCCGCCGCGGGGACCUGCCGGUGCGCGGCGUGCGGCAGCUGCUCCGCGCCCUGCUCCGCCUGCUCGCCCCCCGGCCGCCCCCGGCCGCCCCUCCGCACGGCAAGAAGUGCCUCAACGGCGGCUGCGGCGGUCCCGAGGAGGAGGAGGAGGAGGAGGAGGAAGAGCGGCGCGGCUCGGACUCGGAGGAGGAGAGCGCGCUGGACUGCGGGCUGAAGCUGAAGAAGGUGAGCUUCAUCGAGCGCGGCGAGCGGCGCCCCGAGCCCGCCGGGCCCGAGGACGAGCCCUUCCUGGAGGAGGGCAGCCCCACCAUGGUGGAGAAGGGCAUGGACCCCGCCGCCGUGUUCGAGCUCUGCGAGGAGGAGGAGGAGGCCGAAGCGCAGCCCGGCAGCCCCGGCAGGGCGGCGGAGCCGGCGGUGCUGGCGAGGAGGAGGAGGAGGGAGGAGGAGGAGGGCGAGGAGGAAGGGAGGAAGCGCAACCGCGCCUCGUGGAUUGACCCCCCCGAGGAGGAUUACUCCACGCAGCUGACCCAGGCUGAGGUGGAGAGCUGCAUGAAGAAGUACGAGGACACCUUCCAGGACUACCAGGAGAUGUUCAUCCAGUUUGGCUACGUGGUGCUCUUCUCCUCGGCCUUCCCGCUGGCGGCCGCCUGCGCGCUGCUCAACAACGUGCUGGAGAUCCGCAGCGACGCCUUCAAGCUCUGCAGCGGCCUGCAGAGACCCUUCGGGCAGCGCGUGGCCAGCAUCGGCCACUGGCAGAAGGUGAUGGAGGCCAUGGGCGUGGUGGCCAUCGUGGUCAACUGCUUCCUGCUGGCGCAGUGCGGGCAGCUGCAGCGCCUCUUCCCGGGGCUCAGCCCCCAGGCCGCCAUCGUCUCCGUCGUGGUGCUCGAGCACUUCGCCCUGCUCCUCAAGUACGUCAUCCAGGUGGCCAUUCCCGACAUCCCCGCCUGGGUGGCCGAGGAGAUGGCCAAGCUGGAGUACCAGCGCCGCGAGGCCUUCAAGAAGCACGAGCGGCAGGCCCAGCACCACUUCCAGCAGCAGCAGCGCCGCAAGCGCGAGGAAGAGGAGCGGCAGCGCCACGCCGAGCUCCAGGCGCGCCGCGACCGCGACCCCGCCCGCGACGAGGCCACCAAGGCCGAGGCCACCGGGCAGGACCCGGCGCACGACAAGGGCCAGGCCAAGGGGAAAAGCUCCGGCGGCUCCUCCGCGCACGGCCCCGACAAACCCAAGCGGCCGAGCUCGCUGCUGGCCACCAACAACGUGAUGAAGCUGAAGCAGAUCAUCCCCCUGCAGGGCAAAUUCCUGUCCGGGGGCACCGGCGCGGCUGGCACCGCCACCGCCAGGUCGCCGCAGUCGCCCACGGGCAGCGAGAACAAACUGCCGGGGUUCCUGAGCUUCAAAUUCCUCAAAUCGCCCGAGACUAAGCGGGACGCGGGCACCGAGAAGGUGCAGUCGCCCACCAAGCCCUUCAACCCCGGCAAGCUCUUUAAUUUCGGCAAGUCCGAGGGGCUCGGUGCCAACGGGGGAGCGGCCGGAGCGUCCCCGCAGCCCCGGGCGGGGCCCUCGGCGGACGCGGGGCCCGGGAAGGCGCAUCUCAACGAGGAAGGGGCUCGGGAGGAAGCGGAGAACCGGGCGGAGGAGGAGGGCGGCGGUGCCCGGCUCUGACCGGGGGCUCCGGGGGUCCCGGGGGGGCGGGAGGAGCCGGGCGGGGGAGGAGAGCGGCGGUGCCCGGUUCUGAGCGGGGCUCCCGGGGCACGGGGAGCCGGGGAACCGGGCGGAGGAGAGCGGCCGUGCCCGGUUCCGAGCGGAGCACGGGGAGCCGGGGAACCGGGCGGAGGAGGAGGAGGAGGGCGGCGGUGCCCGGUUCUGAGCGGGACUCCCCCGGUUCCGGCCGUUCCGGGAGCCGCCCGGUCCCUGCUGCGAGCGGCCGUGGCCGUCGGGAGCCUCUCGCCGCCGCUCGCCCGCGGGGCCGGCCCGGGGGCCGCCAGCGCCGCGCUCCGCCCCGGUGCUCUG